Ambispora leptoticha is the source of this 543-nucleotide messenger RNA. The record is from the annotation of a GenBank genome assembly. NCBI's taxonomy places the organism in Eukaryota, Fungi, Glomeromycota, Glomeromycetes, Archaeosporales, Ambisporaceae.
AUGAGGUCAUAUAAACUUCUUGUAUUUGGAGAUAGUGGUGUAGGGAAGAAAUCGUUGACGGUUCAAUUUUGUAAAAAUUAUUUCUUAGAGAGUCACGAAUCAAUAUUUGAGAAUUCAUAUAGAAAAGAUGUUAUGAUCGAUGACGAACCAUGUUCUUUAGAAAUAAUAAUAAAUACGGCUGAACAGGAAGAAUAUGCAGAUAUUAGCGGGAUAAGAGAUUAUGAUGGUUUCCUUCUCGUAUAUUCAAUUACAUCGCGGACAACAUUUGAACGGGUAGAAAUAUUUCUGAAUCAAAUAAAACAAAAUACCGACUCUGCGCCUAUCGUUAUUGUUGGCAAUAAAUGUGAUAAAAUGAUUGAACGGGAGGUUUCACGCGAUGAAGGGAAAAGAAUGGCUCAAAUUCUUGGAUGUGAAGUCAUGGAAAGUUCGGCAAAAACAUGUGUAAAUGUUGAAAAAGCAUUUCACAAUGUUGUCAAAACGAUUCGAGUUACUCGUGAAGGUGCCAGAAAUCCUAAAAGGCAGAAACGAUGCUCGAUAUUAUAA